UCCAACAGAGAAACUUUCCUGGAGUUCUAAGGCUCCUCACACCGCGGACCGAGUCACAUAUUCUGCCCGGAGGAGACGGCAGCAAGCUCGGAGGCCCUCCAGAAAGCAGGACUACACUCACUUCUUCACCCAAGGAACGUUUUGUUACAUGCCCUACUUUCUUUCAAACGUUUCAAAGUGGGGCUGAAGUUUUUUCCUUGGCAACGUUAGCUUAUUUGGUGCAUUCCCACACCGGGCUGGAGGUCGGUACCUACAGGAAUAUGCUCAGGAAUACCACCGUUUGCUCCACUCGUAAAAAGUGAAAGGAGUCGAAAUUAACCAUUUUUUCCUAUAAAACAUUUCUUUGACUUCCUUUUCGGUGUGGAUAUGGCUUGGAUAAGAUGGGGCCUCUUAUUUUCCUUGGGUUUGUUCCUCUCCCCGGUAUGUGUGUCAGCGGAGCAGCGGCAGCAGCAGAGCGGCGUCAGGCGGCUUUAUGUGCUGCAGCCCGGGCCGGGGCCGGGGCCGGGGUCGGCUGGAGCCAACGGCGGGCUGAGAGUCAGCUCCAUCUCGACACAUCACGGCGCGGCGGGACAGCCGCACACGUAUAACGUGGAGCUCACCGCGAACUACGGCGGCCAGGUCAGGACCCGCAGGAUGGGGAACCAGGCGGCCUCAGCCCCGCAGUACAGCCACCAGCAGCCGGUGGUCCGGCAGGGCGGCCAGGAGCAGAGUCAGCAGCAGCAGCAGAUCAUCAAGCUGUCCGGGGUGAAUGUUUGUGGCGGACAGUGCUGUCAUGGAUGGAGUAAAGCUCAGGGGUCGCAGCGAUGCACGAAGCCCAACUGCAUCCCUCAAUGCCAGAACGGAGGAAUGUGCCUCAGGCCUCAGCUCUGUGUCUGCAAGCCUGGCUCAAAGGGGAAGGCAUGCGAACAGAAGACGGUGCCCACACAGCCCUUUCCAGCAGUGCCUGGGAGUGGGCCCACCAACGGGCACACCACUGCUAACUCAAAUGGACACACUAAUGGACACAAUGUGGUCCCCCAGCGGCCCAUACCUCAGCAAGUUCCUCCCAACGGUUAUGCCCCUGCCCCCGCUCCUUCAAACAACAUGGCCCAGAUGAAACUAAGUGUCAAGCCGGCCCCCCAGCUCGUUCGACCACAUUACAUCCAACAGCACAUCCAACAACAGAUCAGGCCCAUGCCCAUGCACCCAGCUCAGAGUCAGCAGUAUGUUGUAAAGCCCAAAUACUACCACACACACACUACGCACACACAGACGCACCUCCAGCCCCAACCUGAGAGGCCCAUCCCCCUCACAGUGGGACAUAACCCCAUCCAUGUGGGGAACCAUACAGGAAGGAUCAAGGUGGUCUUCACGCCAACCAUCUGCAAAUUAACCUGCAUUGGAGGCAGAUGUCACAACAACUGCGAGCUGGGAAACACCACCACCAUCAUCAGUGAGAACGGCCACGCCACUGACACCCUGACAGCCCCCAACUUCAGAGUAGUGGUGUGUCACCUGCCGUGUAUAAAUGGCGGGAAGUGCAGCACCAGGGACAAGUGUCAGUGCCCUCCCAACUUCACCGGAAAGUUCUGCCAGAUGCCCGUUCAGAAUGGUCACCAGCAGCCUUCAGGUGGCUACAGCCAGACUCAGGUCCACUCCACACACACACUGCCUCUGACCUACAGCAACGGCCAGAAUCCCGUGUUCAGCCCCAGCAUUGUCAACAUCCACAUCAAACACCCUCCAGAGGCCUCAGUCCAGGUCCACCAGGUGUCCCAGCUGGAUAACUACCACAGCAAUGGACAGCAGCUCACAGGUCCGCAGACAGGCUCCUCCUCAUCCACCAGCUACUCCUAUCACCAUUCAGAGAGCAGCCAGAAGAUCCAGCACCAUGGCUACAAUUUUGUCUACCCCGGCCAGCAUGGCUACCAGGUGCCCCAGUACCAGCCGGUCACCUCCAAGAACACACUGGGCCGCUGCUUCCAGGAGACAGCAGGCAGUCAGUGUGGGAAGGCUCUGCCAGGUCUCACUAAGCAGGAGCAGUGCUGCGGGACCAUUGGGACGUCCUGGGGUUUCCACAAAUGCCAGAAGUGUCCAAAGAAACCAUCUAUUCCUCUGAUAGAUUGUCCUCCAGGUUACAAGAGAAUCAACAGCUCUCAUUGCCAAGAUUUCGAUGAGUGCCAGGUGCAGGGUGUGUGUCCCAAUGGAAACUGUCUGAACACUGUGGGCAGCUACAGGUGCAUGUGUAAACCCGGUUAUGUCCCUGACCCCACGCUUACAACAUGCAUAUCCAACACACCUGCCAUCCAAGAGGAGAAGGGGGCUUGCUUCCGUUUGGUCAGCUCAGGGAGGCAGUGUUUGCACCCAGUGGCUACCCAGCUGAGCAAACAGCUCUGCUGCUGCAGUGUGGGCAAAGCCUGGGGCCCUCGUUGUGACAAAUGCCCCCCUCCAGGAACAGCCAAGUUCAAAGACAUCUGUCCUGGAGGAAUGGGCUACACUGUUCUACCAAAUCCACCUGUCAGUAAACCAGUUUACCAGGAGCCUGUUGACCCGCAACUCCCCGAACCCCUGCCAACACCAGAGAGACCAGUGGAGGCCUUUGGAAGACCAGAGGAGAUUAUACCAGUAGCAACAGCUGCACCCGAUCAGGAGCUGGUAAUCCCUGCGGUUAGUAAUAGGCCAGUAGUUGAACCUAUCCUGCCCCAGCUCUCUCCGGGUGUAUCCACUGUCAAGAUCGAGGCAGCCUACCCAGAGGUUGUUGAGAGGACUUCUCCACCUGCACCAGUCGAGAUCCUCCCAUCCAACGCAGGACAGGACAUUGCUCCCACCCAGUCAGCUGAGGUGGAUGAGUGCCAGAUCAACCCUUAUAUUUGUGGCCAGGGGAUUUGUUACAACACAGCUGAGGGUUACACCUGCCACUGUAAUGAGGGAUACCACCUUGAUGAUGCCCAAACCACUUGUGUAGGUGAAUGAGAGUGUUUGGAAAAUCCAUCUUUGUGCCUUGGCGGGCGCUGCAGAAACACAGAGGGCAGUUUUGUGUGUGUGUGUCCGCAAGGAUUCCUCAUCGACGAAGAGGGAACCAGUUGUGUUGAUAUCGAUGAGUGCCAGGAUCAGCUGGUCUGUACCAGAGGCCACUGCCUGAACACCGACGGCUCCUUCAUGUGUCAGUGUGGGCCAGGCUUCAGAGUGUCCCCGGCUGGAGACCAGUGUGACGAUGUGGAUGAGUGUGUGGAAGAAGCCAGGCCCUGUGAGGCUGUGGGGGAGUGUGUUAACAACGUGGGCUCCUACACCUGCACCUGCCCUCAGGGAUACCGACAGAUCAACGGCACCAGCUGCAGGGAUGUUGAUGAGUGUGUGGAUGAUCCCGAGCUCUGUUCCCCCCACGGCGAGUGCCUGAACACAGAGGGAUCGUAUCUGUGUGUGUGUGAGAGCGGAUUCACUGCCAACCUCGACACGCCCUCCUGUGACGACAUUGAUGAGUGUGGCCUGAAUGAGACUCUCUGUGGCCCUCGUGGCUACUGUGAGAACAGACUGGGAUCCUUCCGCUGCCUCUGUGAACAGGGUUACCAGGAGUCCCAAGAUGGCAGAGGCUGUGUGGAUGUGAAUGAGUGUGAGAUGCUGAGCCGUGUGUGUGGAGAGGCCCAGUGUGUGAACACUGAUGGCUCCUUCACCUGCGAGUGUCCCAGCGGUCAGAAGUAUCAGGGUAUGAUCGCCAAGUGUGAGCCUGUUCCCACAGUGGAGCGUAAGGAGUGCUACUACCGUCUAAAUGACGAGAACCUGUGUGAGAGUGUGCUGACCAGCCAUGUCACCCUGCAGGAGUGCUGCUGCACUCUGGGAGCUGGAUGGGGAGACAACUGUGAGGUGCACCCCUGUCCUGUCAACGGCACAGACCAGUUCAAUCAGAUGUGUCCAUCUGGAAGAGGUUUUAUUCCCAGUGGAGACUCAUUGUAUGGAGUACCCAUAGCUGACAGCUACAAAGACGCAGAUGAAUGUACACUGUUUGGCCAGGAGGUGUGUAAAGAAGGCUUCUGUUUGAACACGGUGGGCAGCUAUGAGUGUUACUGCAAGACCGGACAGGACUACGACCCCUCCAAACUGGAGUGCAGAGACAUCGAUGAGUGUCUGGAUGAGUCGGCGUGUGUUGGUGGACAGUGUUUGAACACAGAUGGCUCGUACAUGUGUUUCUGUACACAUCCCAUGGUGCUGGACCACAACAGUAACCAAUGUGUGUUCAUGCCUGAUGUGGCCGAGCAACACGAGGUGGAACAGGUAGACUACCAGGGGAUCUGCUGGCAGACGGUGACAGAGACCAUGACCUGCACACGGCCGCUGGGUCCCAACAGGAAGACCACAUACACAGAGUGCUGCUGUCUGUACGGAGAGGCCUGGGGCAUGGACUGUGCCCUGUGUCCGCCCAAAAACACCGAGGAUUAUGCCUCCAUGUGUAACAUUGGCGGGCGGCGGGCGUACGGUCGUGAUGCCCUCGUUGCCGGUCCAGUCCAUGAAUAUGAAGUGAGCCCGGACUAUUCACCGUCACCUGAGCAGGAACCUGUCCUGCCUUUCUACGACAAUGACGAGCAUCCCUAUAAGGCAUUUGAGGGUCUGCGAGCAGAGGAGUGCGGGAUACUGAACGGCUGUGAGAAUGGUCGCUGUGUCCGGGUCCAGGAGGGUUACACCUGCGACUGCUUCGACGGGUACACCCUGGACCUGUCCCGCAUGGCCUGCAUCGAUGUGAACGAGUGUUCAGAGCUAAACAAUCGGAUGUCGUUGUGUAAAAAUGCGAAGUGCAUUAACACGGUGGGCUCCUAUCAGUGUGUGUGUCUGCCGGGCUUCACCGCCUCUGACAAACCCAACUACUGUGUGGAGGCAGCAACACACCAAACAACACACACAGCGAGUAGUGAAGCACACUAGGGGCCGUCAAGAGACACUACAACCACACGCACAAGCUUGUAUUACUAUACUUGUGAGGACGUCCGCUCACAAUCAGACACUGCAAUAGUUUAACUCUCUGGUUUGGAUAAAGUGCCCUGCAGCACUCCAAAACACUUUAUAGCAGAAGUGACCUGGAAGAUUUGGGGGUGGAAUGACAAAAUUGGGGAGUAAGACUGUUCAGACAUCCGUUCAUAAUCUUUGCUCAAAAUGUAAUUCAGACCUCAUAAACAUAAAUCUUAAACCUUGUCUUUGAAAUAAUUAUCACAGUCAUUAUUCCAAAUUUACACUAUUAUUUAAAAUGUAUGCAAAUCCAGAUCUGUUGUUUACCAGACGCAUGUAUUUUUACUAAACCAUGGAGUUUUUUCCACAGUACUUGUGUUGUAUUAUGUCUUUAAUAAUUUUAGUGUUUUUGAAUUUGGACGUCUUAAAGUAAACCCUGUUUAAAUAUUGUAAAGUGCUCCCAAUGAUAAAGCCAAGUUUUGUAAAAAGCUCAAGAAUAUAAUUUUUUAAUGAAUUUUCAUUGAUUAUGGUGUUAACACUGUAACUUGAUCUGGUUUCUUUAGUUAAAGGAAUAGUUCAGCAUUUUGGAACAUACCCAGGCUACAUUCACACUAAUACACUGCACAACUAUUAAUAAUGAUAACUUUCUUUAAGUAGCACAAUUCAAGUAUAAAAUGAAGCACAAAGUGCUGAACAUAAAAGAACAUAAAACAUUUGUUAGAUAAAAAAAAAGAUGAUAAAAACUUAUGAUAAAAAAUACCUAAAAUAAAAUCAAAAUUGGUUGAAACACCAGGCUAAGACAAGAUAAAACAACCAUCGGCUAAAAAAACAUUUCAGGAGAAACAUGUGUCUUAACCCUUUGAAACCUGAGAAAAAGGCAAUGAGCAACUUAA
This is a messenger RNA of Plectropomus leopardus (leopard coralgrouper), 5807 nucleotides long. The record is from RefSeq and is a predicted model, not a curated record. NCBI's taxonomy places the organism in Eukaryota, Metazoa, Chordata, Actinopteri, Perciformes, Serranidae.